GUGUGUGUAGGAGAGGCGGUGUGAGCACACACCGUCCCUGGUAGCGCUGGUACUCCGCCUGGGCUGCCAUGCUGUAUGGGACCCUGCUCUGCUCCUCGCACCCUUCCGCACCUUGUGCCCCCCAGCCCUAGGGAGCAAGUCACGCAGCGGAGCCCCCGCACAUCGACAUGAAGGGCACCGGAGGAUGGAGCUGCCACACCGCCAGGGCGCAAGUGCUGAGACUGGGCAGGAGGAAGAGAAGGGACAGGAUGGUACCAGUAGGGGCAUUCAUCUGUGCCCUCCUGUUCGCCGCCUGGUGCCUGGCCGGACUUCUGCAGGGGCCAGGGCGAGGACUAUCGGAGAGAAAUCCAACUGCUGCGCAGGAUGCACUCGCAUGGCGGAACCGCAGGCUGAUGGCGUCAGAAAACAGAUCGCAGGAGAAGAACUGCACUGAGCCAGCAAUUAUUGAGUUUCCGGAUGACCUGUUCAGCAUCAGCGAGCGGCAGCAAGGCGCCGUACUGCUUCACAUCUUCUGCGCGCUGUACAUGUUCUACGCUUUGGCCAUUGUGUGCGAUGACUUCUUUGUCCCGUCUCUGGAGAAAAUCUGCGAGAGGCUUCACCUGAGCGAGGACGUGGCUGGGGCGACGUUCAUGGCGGCAGGGAGCUCGACUCCGGAAUUAUUUGCCUCCGUGGUAGGAGUAUUUAUCACCCACGGUGAUGUAGGUGUUGGGACCAUUGUUGGUUCGGCUGUUUUCAAUAUUCUCUGUAUAAUUGGAGUGUGCGGCAUUUUUGCUGGACAGGUUGUCCACUUGACGUGGUGGUCUUUAUUCCGUGACUCCAUGUACUACAUCCUAGCAAUAAUAGCGCUAAUUAUAUUUAUUUAUGAUGAAGUCAUAGUCUGGUGGGAGAGUCUUAUCCUAAUAAUUAUGUAUCUCUUUUACAUUCUUAUCAUGAAAUACAACUCUAAGAUGCAGCGCUUGUUCACCAUAAAGCGGAAGAACCUGGGGAACGGCUGCACGGUCGGCAACGAGCUGCAGGAUGGUAAUGUGUAUUGUGACUCUGUGUGCGACGACCCCUCCGUACCCCUCCUGUGGAAAGUGAAGACAGACCAGCAUUUAUACACCCAAAAUUCUGUGGUGAUGGUGGAUGAGAUCAUCUGUUCCAGCCCUCCCAAAUACCGUUUUCCAGAAGCUGGGUUACGGAUCAUGAUCACCAACAAAUUCCCACCACGAACGCGGCUACGUAUGGCAAGCCGGCUGAUCAUUAACGAGAGGCAGCGACUCCUCCACUCUGCAAAUGGCGUGAGCUCCAUGACACUGGAUGGCAAGCAGGAACUGCUGGAGAACGGUCUGUUACAUGGAGACAAGGAUGAAUAUCCAGAAGGGGCUGAUGCCACGACCUACCUGGUGCCCUUCUCAGUGCCCAGUGGCUGUGUGAACCAGUUCAAGUGGGCGUUUUCCUGGCCAUUAAUCUGUAUCCUGUACUUCACCGUUCCGAACUGCAGCAAGCCGCGCUGGGAGAACUUCUUCAUGUUAACAUUCGCGCUUUCCACCGUAUGGAUUGCCAUCUUCUCUUACUUCAUGGUCUGGAUGGUGACGGUUAUAGGGUACACCCUGGGAAUACCAGAUGUCAUCAUGGGAAUCACUUUCCUAGCUGCAGGCACCAGUGUCCCGGAUUGUAUGGCCAGUCUCAUUGUGGCUAGACAAGGUCUUGGAGACAUGGCGGUGUCCAAUACAAUAGGAAGUAACGUCUUUGACAUUCUGGUUGGACUCGGGGUGCCUUGGGGACUGCAGACUAUGGUCAUUCACUACGGAUCAACCGUGAAGAUUAACAGCAAAGGAAUUGUCUACUCAGUAAUACUCCUGUUGGGAUCUGUGGCCCUCACUGUAAGUAUUGACGAUCACGUCAACUGGAAACUGGACAAGAGGCUGGGCUACUACGCGCUCUUCCUGUACGCCAUCUUCCUGUGCUUCUCCGUCCUCAUCGAAUACAACGUCUUCACCUUCAUCAACUUGCCAAUGUGUCGGGAUGACUUUUGACCGGCGC
Molecule: messenger RNA, 2025 nt
Organism: Nanorana parkeri
Lineage: Eukaryota; Metazoa; Chordata; Amphibia; Anura; Dicroglossidae
Gene: SLC24A4
Product: solute carrier family 24 member 4
Exons: 17
Coding region: 168-2018 (616 amino acids)
Biological process (GO): intracellular calcium ion homeostasis; sensory perception of smell; calcium ion transmembrane transport
Cellular component (GO): membrane
Molecular function (GO): calcium, potassium:sodium antiporter activity; calcium channel activity
Source: RefSeq, a predicted model, not a curated record